Molecule: messenger RNA, 1506 nt
Organism: Siniperca chuatsi (mandarin fish)
Lineage: Eukaryota; Metazoa; Chordata; Actinopteri; Centrarchiformes; Sinipercidae
Gene: fkbpl
Product: FKBP prolyl isomerase like
Exons: 4
Coding region: 156-1289 (377 amino acids)
Molecular function (GO): protein binding
Source: RefSeq, a predicted model, not a curated record
ACGAGCUGGCUUCACACCUGCCAUUAUACACAAAGAAGAACAGGAGCGAGGCGGAGGAGAAGAAGAAGCAGCAGCAGCAGCAGCAGAAGAAGAAGAAGAAGAAGAAGGCGGCGGCGGCGAAAAAGAAAAGGAAGAAGAAGAAAAAAAGUACUUGGAUGGAUCCUCACCAUUUAGAAACACUGCAUGGCAACGGUGAUCAUGAUGGCGUUUAUGUCACCUCCUGGGUGUCAGUGUGUCCCAGAGGCCUCUGUAAAGUCCAGCAAAAACGAACACAUGAGGGGAGUCAACAGACUGUUUGUAAUUCUGGAGAUGAUGCAUCAUCUUCAUCCAAUUACUGUCCAAGGUUGGGUUCACUGUGUCAAGUCCGAGUGCGGCUCAAAGCUGACAUGGAUGAAGCAGAGAGUUUAGUAUCUGAAAAGGGAAAUGAGAAGCUGUCUGUCCAACCUGACCAGUCAGUCACUGAUGUUACAGAGGCAGUGGCCACAGCCUUCCCAAGGUGUCAGGACUCUGUGCUGCAGGUCCCACUGGGUGACUGGACAAUGCUGAGGCUAGGGGAGGGUCAGUGCGAUAUCACAGAAGCAUGUGUGGAGGGAAUGAGAGCGGGAGAGAAAUGUGAGAUACUGAUUUCUCCAGUGGCAAAUGAACCAGAUAUCUCUGUUCCCCAUCCUGCUGAGGAAAACCUGCCUUUAUGUGCCACCGUUGAACUCAAAGCUUUCACACCAGGCAAGGAAUCCUGGGAGAUGUCUCCUGGUGAAAAGUGCGAGUGGGUGAGGUCACACAAAGAGAGGGGUGGAGUGAGAUUCAGGAGCGGGGAUGUGUGGGGAGCAGCUGAUAGCUACAGUCGGGCCCUCAAACGUCUCAUCACUCUCUAUGGUCAUGUUAGAGAGGUGGAGAAAAAAGGACAAGAGCAAGAAGCGGAGGAGCAGAGAGACACAAACCCUGGUGAUAAAACGCAGCACCUUCCUUCAGCUAAUGAAUUCAAAACCAUCAAAGCAGAGCUCCACUCCAACCUGUCCUUGUGCCAGCUCAAACUGAACCAACCAGAGAGGGCGAAGGCCAGUGCGGCUAAAGCUACUCAGCUGGAACCAGGUGGGGCUAAAGCCUGGUACCGUCUGGGCCAAGCCUGCCAGAUGGUGAAUGAACUGGAGGAGGCCAAGCAGGCAUUUAGGAAACUGCUGGAGCUACAGCCAGAAUCGUCUGCUGCUUUGAAGGCCCUUAAAAACAUAGCAAGUAGAGAGAAAGAGACAAAGGCUCAGCUGGGACUUAGACUCAGCAAAAUGUUCAGCUGAAGAUGAAAUAUUAUCAAUUUAUUGUCAGAUAUUGUCGGUAGAACUGUAUGUUUCUUCUCAUGAUUCACCAUUAAAUGGAAGUGCAUCUAUAGCCACUGCCUCAGCUCAAAAGUAAAGCCAUUAAUCUGUGAAUUCAUGUUUUCUCCCAUCUCUAUGCUGCUUGUGUGUGAGAUGCCUGAAUGUAACUUAAAAAUAAAAACCAUAUGUCAAAAACUUA